AUGGCAAAACCUUCUUCCUUUGUUUUCCUCUUCUUACUUCACUGCCUCAUGCUGUCUUUAGCUUGGACUAAUGCAAACAUCACCAUUGACAAAUAUGCUCUUCUUGCCCUUAAAUCAUCUAUCACUUCAGAUCCAUACAAUUUCUUAGCUAAUUGGUCCGUCUCUUCUCCAUGCAAUUGGAUUGGUGUCACCUAUAAUACUACUCAUCAUGGAAGAAUCCAUUCCUUGAAUCUUGUUGGCAUGAAUCUUAAAGGAACCAUAUCCCCACAGCUGGGAAAUCUUUCAUUCCUUGUUGAACUUGAUCUCAGUAACAAAAACUUGAAUGGUCAAAUACCAGUAGAGUUAGUUCGAUUACAUCAAUUGAGACUAUUCAUCUUGAGCUACAAUGACUUUCAUGGACAAGUUCGAACAUGGAUAGGAGAUUUAUAUAUGCUUGAGCACUUGGGUUUUCAAAAUCACAGCUUUUAUGGAUUUAUUCCAUUAUCCUUGUCCAAUUUGUCAAGGUUGGAAACCUUAGAUUGGACUUUUAAUUUUAUCCAGGGGACUAUUCCACUUGAGGUAGGAAAACUUAACUGCUUGAAGAUUUUACAGCUGGUGGGGGAACAAACUUUUAGGAAUCACUCCCCAAACAAUCUCUAA
Molecule: messenger RNA, 639 nt
Organism: Prosopis cineraria
Lineage: Eukaryota; Viridiplantae; Streptophyta; Magnoliopsida; Fabales; Fabaceae
Product: receptor kinase-like protein Xa21
Exons: 1
Coding region: 1-639 (212 amino acids)
Source: RefSeq, a predicted model, not a curated record